CAAGUGAAGGUGCUUUUGGUGACAGACGUGGCCGCGCGUGGGGUCGACAUCCCUCUACUCGAUAACGUCAUUAACUAUAACUUUCCGCCGAAGCCUAAACUGUUUGUGCAUCGCGUGGGACGGGUGGCCAGAGCUGGUCGCUCCGGUACUGCCUACUCAUUGGUGGCACCCGACGAGACACCAUUCCUCUACGGUUUGAAUCUAUUUCUGAACCGCGGAUUCAAAUUAUCGAAACCAGACUCGAAGUCCACUGAAGACGGACUCUUUGGCGCUGUUCCGCAGCAUAUGAUCGAUGAAGAGAUGGAAGUGUUGGAGAGAAUCCACUCAUUGAACACUGAAUUGGAUUCACUGAAAAAAGUCUGCAAUAAUGCUUACAAACAGUAUCUGAAGUCGAGACCGACGGCUGACAGCGAAUCCAUUCGUAAUGUCAAACAAAUCCUCAGUAAAGACAUCGAAACACAUCCCAUAUUUAAGAAGAAAGUUGACACGACAGCAAAUAAUAACAGUGGCAUUGGAACCGAUAUCUUAAGUUCGAUCCGUAGUUAUCGUCCGAACUCUACGAUCUUCGAGACGGGAAAAACCAAAGGAAGCGUCGGCUUCGAAGUCAUGCAACAGAAGCGCAAAAUCUUUGAUAAAAUGGUGGAAAAAUUUGCGGCCAAUAAGAAGGCAUCAGAUUUCGAUCAAAAUAAAGACAAAUUCAAAGACAACGAGUUCUACGUUCCGUAUCAGUCGAGUGAACACUUCUCCGAGAAGGGCCUCCAAUUGGAUCAGCCCUUCAACGCACAGAUGUCUGCCGCUGUUCUCGACUUCAAUGGAGACGACUCGCGAUCCAUCAACAGAUCAAACAAUGCAAUGAAAUGGGAUCGCAAGAAGAAGAAAUUUAUUUCAGGCGGAAAUACAGAUCCGACAAAGAAAAGGAUUAAAACGGAGAGCGGGAACUGGAUAUCGGCCUCAUACAAGUCGGACAUCUAUAAGAAGUGGAAACAGAAAGCAAAAGCAGAACAACAACAGAGCGAUGAGGAGGAGGAAGGGGUCGACAACGAGGAGAAACUCGAGAGGAAUCAAAGUAUUCAACGAAACCCCAAAAAGCCAACAAAACAAUCGUCGAGAAGACCGCCGAAGAGAGAGCUUAAGAAUAGGGAAGAGAUAUAUAAAGAGAGGCAAAGAGUGGAGCGGAAGAAGUCGUUUCAAAAGUGGAGACAAAGCGAAAAAGCGAAGCAAAAGAAUGCGAAAAAAGCAAAAUAAAUGGAUUAUAAGUUUUAUUUGUCUAAAUUGUUCUCUAUUUUUGACUAGAAAUGUGUUUAAAUUCAAUAAAUUAUUGCAUUUAAUGAAAGAAUA
Molecule: messenger RNA, 1338 nt
Organism: Oppiella nova
Lineage: Eukaryota; Metazoa; Arthropoda; Arachnida; Sarcoptiformes; Oppiidae
Source: the annotation of a GenBank genome assembly